ACUGUUUUUUUGUCAUCCACACAACAUGGAAACACGUAAGAUGAAAGUAUAUUAUUGUGAUCACCAUUAAGAGUAUUGAGACCAAUCCCAAAUCUCAUUUUAGUCUUGGCAUGGCUUGCCAAAAGGCUCAUUUCGAGAUGCAAAUUCUCGACUUGUCUAACAAAAUCUCCAAUCUCAAGAGCCUUAAACCUUCCACUUAUAUCGACAAUUUGUUCCAACAGCUCAUGUCCACGUGCUUGCCUACGGACACAAAUAUCGAAGUUGAAAAGUUGUGCCCAAAAGUCCAAAACAUCAGAACCAAUCUCAUCAACCUACGUAGUGAAGAUAUAGGGUAUUCAGAGCAACACUACUCUACGGUCUUCGGAUCUCUCGAAGAAAACCCACUUCACCAUUUAGAUCUCUGCCCUUACUACACUAACUACCUCAAACUGAGCAAGGUCGAGUUUGAUCUCCUCAUGCUACACACGAGCCAUGUCCCAACCAAGAUCGUGUUUGUGGCCUCCGGUGUGUUGCCCUUCACAUCCAUCAUCUUAGAUAUGUCCCACCUCCCAAAUACGACGUUCGAGAACUUUGACAUCGACCCUCAAGCCAAUUCACUUGCCUCCCAACUUGUCUCACGCGAUACUAAUCUUUCUAGUUUUAACAUAUCUCGUCUGUUUUAUAAUUGAAGUAAAUAAGGAAAUAAAUUGUGAGAAGGUUUAUUUAAGCGACACGUAGCAAAUGUAGUGUGAAAGCAUUAAAUACAAUGCAUCUCUUUUAAUAUAUAAGGGAUUGCCCAAAAAUGAACAUAAAUAAAAUAAUAUUCCACCGUUCGUAUAAAAGGUAUACAAGGGUUGGUACAUUUAACAUGAUUAAUUAGCCGUCAAAUCGAAAAAGAGGAGAUUAUGGGAAUAAACGUGUCUCACACGUGGAGAAGCACGACUCUCCUCAAGUGUUAAUUAAAGUCCAUGGUUCUAAAAAAAACUUUAUGGUUUAAACAUAUGCAUUGUUUUUUCAUGUGCAAAGGUACUAUAUAUUGUAAAGAUUUUGUUCUGCAUGCAGAUUUAGUCGUCUUUUGUGUCGGCGACUACAUGCAGACCAUAUUUUUUUCCGGACAUAGGAAAGAAGA
Brassica napus (rape) is the source of this 1108-nucleotide messenger RNA. Its product is annotated as nicotianamine synthase 1-like. The transcript has a single exon. Lineage: Eukaryota; Viridiplantae; Streptophyta; Magnoliopsida; Brassicales; Brassicaceae. Gene Ontology annotation, biological process: nicotianamine biosynthetic process. The coding region runs from base 111 to 668 and encodes 185 amino acids. Gene Ontology annotation, molecular function: nicotianamine synthase activity. The record is from RefSeq and is a predicted model, not a curated record.